Messenger RNA from Saxophila tyrrhenica, 1635 nucleotides. RefSeq lists its product as uncharacterized. The record is from RefSeq and is a predicted model, not a curated record. Gene Ontology annotation, molecular function: CoA-ligase activity. The transcript has 3 exons. The coding region runs from base 1 to 1635 and encodes 544 amino acids. Lineage: Eukaryota; Fungi; Ascomycota; Dothideomycetes; Mycosphaerellales; Extremaceae. Gene Ontology annotation, biological process: secondary metabolic process.
AUGCCUGCUGAAUCACCCUACCCAUCUAUUGAUAUCCCGGACUGCGGGAUAUGGGAUCUGCUAUUCGAUCGGAAAGACCGCAACUACGGCAAUGAACAAGUCAUCUUCCACGAUCCAUAUACCUCCCGGAAGUACACAUAUGGCCAGCUCAAACAAACCGCAGCCGACUUUGGCAAAGGCCUCCGAGGACUCUGGGACUGGCAACGAGGAGAUGUCCUUGGCGUCUACUCCCCCAACUGCGUCGACACGCCAUCAGUAACAUGGGGUGUUCACUUCGCCGGCGGCGUGGUCUCUCCCGCCAAUCCAGGCUACACGGUCGAAGAACUGGCCUUCCAACUCAAGGACUCCGGCGCCAAAGCCCUCAUCACCCAAACCGCACAACUCCCCAUCGCCCUCGAAGCCGCCAAACAAGUCGGCAUCCCCAAUGACCGCAUCAUCCUCAUGGGCGACCAGCGGGACUCCCGCUUCAAACACUUCACCUCCAUCCGCAACACAUCCGGCACCGCCCGCUACCGCCGCGCCAAAGUGAACCCGGAUAAGGAUCUGGCCUUCCUAGUCUACAGCUCCGGCACCACCGGGAAACCAAAGGGCGUCAUGCUGAGCCACCGCAACAUUGUCGCCAACAUCCUACAAAUGCAGAGCAAGGAAGCCAACAUAACGGAGAAGGACUCCAUCCUGGCCUUUUUGCCGUUUUUCCACAUUUAUGGACUGACUUGCAUCAUGCACUUCGCCCUUUACAAAGGCGCCCGCUGCGUGAUCAUGCCCAAAUUCGACAUCGAAGACUGGUGCCGCAUCGUGCAAAACGAAAAGAUUACCUUCGCCUACGUCGUGCCACCGGUCGUGCUUCUCCUCUCCAAACACCCAGUAGUAGAGAAAUACGACCUCUCGUCCCUGCGCAUGAUGAGCUCCGGCGCCGCACCUCUCACAAAGGAAAUCGUCCACGCGGUCCACAAACGCACAUCCCUCAAAGUGAAGCAGGGCUACGGCCUGUCUGAAACCUCUCCGUCGACGCACAUGCAGCAGUGGGAGGACUGGGAACGGCACAUAGGGUCCGUGGGACAGAUGCUUCCGAACCAGACCGCCAAAUUCAUGGACGCUGAAGAUAAGGAAGUCCCCGUCGGUGAGGUGGGAGAACUCUGGAUCAAGGGCCCGAAUAUCUUCAAAGGCUACCUUAACAACCCGGAAGGAACGAAGAAUGCUCUUACCGAGGACGAUUACUUCAAGACCGGCGACGUGGGAUAUCUCGACAAAGACGGAAACUUCUUCAUCACCGACCGCGUGAAGGAGCUGAUCAAAUACAAGGGGUUCCAAGUCCCUCCUGCCGAGCUGGAAGGCGUGUUGGCGUCCCACGACAAAAUCGACGACGUGGCGGUGAUCGGCGUCUACCGCGAGGACAUCGCGUCUGAAGUUCCGCUGGCGUAUGUGGUGCCGAAGAAGGGCGUGCAAGCGGGCAAGCAGCUGGAAGGCGAGAUAGCGGAGUGGUUGGCGAAGAAAGUCGCUGGGCAUAAGCGUCUUCGCGGAGGGGUGAAGUUCACGGAUGAGAUCCCGAAGAGUGCGAGUGGGAAGAUUCUGCGGCGGUUGUUGAAGGGCAGGUAUGAGGAGGAGAUGAAGAAGGGGGUGAAGGCGAAGUUGUGA